AUGGACUGGAGCGACGAGAAAGUAAGCACAUAUACAGCUUAUUGGUGUGGCUCAUUACCAUCAAGUUUCGAAUGCGAGGAACAUAUUUGCGGCUAUCGUAUCUUGUGGCCUUGUGGUGAUGGUGAAUGUAUUCGAAUAUCACAUCGCUUUCCAUUUCAGAGUUUAGUACAACCAGAUCUUGAUUGUUACAAUCUUCGUAAUCUGUAUUUUAUGUGUGAAGUCAGUAGAAGUCAACGCAUAAAAUUAUGGACACAAAAAAAUGGCAUGUGUACAAAUAAUCUUUCGUAUGAUAUAGGGCAUCCCAACAUGGAAGUAAUAUCUGAUGAGUCAAAACAAGAAAUAUGUAUCUAUUUGAUUCGAUGUUCUCUGUCAAUAAAUCUUCAUUGCCCAUGUAACGCAACUAAUUGUAGUCUUUUAAUGAAAAAUUUUUGUGAGAAGGAUAAACAUUAUCCAUACCCGACUGGUGCUUUGAUUCGACCAUAUCUUUCAACUUUAUAUGAUUGGCAACACUUAGAUCUCACACCAACUUUAUUUAUUCUAAAUGGUAGCAUCAAGUGUCGUGGUUAUCGUGCAUUUGCUUUUAAUAAACAAAUACCUUUAACUUUGAAUAUGGUGAGAUUUAAUCGUCUUGAUUAUCUUUUGUGUCUUUCCAAUAAUACUGACUUGUUCUCUGUCAUUCAAUACGAUAAAUCAUGUUGGAAAAAUUCUCUUACUUUCAAUGGUCAACCAUAUGCUUUCUAUGAUAUUUGCAAAGAAACAAGAGAAUGUAUUUCGCAAUAUCGUAUUUCGAAUCAAUUUAUCGAUUGUCCUUAUAUGGAUGAUGAAUCAAUACGUGUCGAACAAGAUCUUUGUUCGAAUAUCCGAGAACAUCGUUUUCGUUGUUCAGAAGAUCAGUAUUCUUGCUUAACCAUCCAAACAUUAGGAGAUGAAAGUAGUCAUUGUGAUAAUUAUUUUGAUGAAAAUUUGUACGGUUCUGGACCUUUUCUUGGUAGUAUUCUUUGCGAGAAUGGAAAUACUGAUAAUUGUGGUUUACUCAAAAAUUAUAUGAGGAAAAAAGAGAACGUUAGUAUGUCGAUUACAACACUUACCACCAGGAUACGAUUUCGUGCUUAUUGUGAUGGUGAAUGGAAUCUUGGCGAUCAUGUUGAUGAAUCUCCAGUCUAUUGUCUUCUGUGGACUUGUCGCAAGGAUCAAUAUCAAUGUAAAACAGGUCAAUGUAUUGAAUUGAAUUGGGUAUGCGAUGGAACUUGGGAUUGUUCCGAUGCCAGUGAUGAAGAAGCGCUCAGCAUUAAUCAGCCAUGAUUUCUUUUAUUUAAUAAAGUAAUUAAGAAAAUGCGUGAAUAUAAAAUAGUCAUACUUGGUAGUGGUGGUGUUGGUAAAUCAGCAUUGACUGUACAAUUUGUUCAAGGAUUAUUUGUUGAAAAAUAUGAUCCAACGAUUGAAGAUAGUUAUCGAAAACAGGUAGAAGUCGAUGGACAACAAUGUAUGCUUGAAAUUUUGGAUACUGCUGGAACAGAACAAUUUACAGCUAUGCGAGAUUUGUAUAUGAAAAAUGGUCAAGGAUUUGUACUUGUGUAUUCAAUAACUGCUCAAUCAACAUAUAAUGAUCUUAUUGAUUUACGUGAUACGAUUCUUAAAGUAAAAGAUACAGCUGAUAUACCAAUGGUAUUAGUAGGAAAUAAAUGUGAUCUUGAAGAUGAACGUGUAGUUGGAAAAGAAGUUGGUCAAACAUUAGCAUGUCAUUGGAAUUCAACAUUUUUGGAAACAUCUGCAAAACGAAGAAUAAAUGUUAAUGAGAUAUUUUUUGAUCUUGUUCGUCAAAUAAAUAAACGAACAGCAGUAAAUAAAGAUAAAAAAACGAAGAACAAAAAUUCUGGUCAGACUAGUAACUCAAAUCCAUCAGCUUCAGAUGGAACAAAUGGUAUUGGUAUCUCAAAAACAAAUUCAUCAAAUAAAGCAACUGUUUCAAAUAAUCAAGACUGUUGUAUACUUUUAUAA
Messenger RNA from Rotaria sp. Silwood1, 1998 nucleotides. The record is from the annotation of a GenBank genome assembly. Lineage: Eukaryota; Metazoa; Rotifera; Eurotatoria; Philodinida; Philodinidae.